Knipowitschia caucasica is the source of this 465-nucleotide messenger RNA. Lineage: Eukaryota; Metazoa; Chordata; Actinopteri; Gobiiformes; Gobiidae. The record is from the annotation of a GenBank genome assembly.
AUGUGUGUGGCCAAAGCUGUGUUCUUCAUACUGGUGCUGCUGGUUUUUGUGGUGAACUCUAUGGGAAAGCGCAGAUGUAAUUACGCGGAGAUCCUUGGCACGUACAGAGGUCUGAUCUACGUAGAGCUGCAGAGUCUGAACGUAACAUCCUCUGAUAACACCUAUAAAGUGAGAAGACUAUGCCCCUCUGUUAAGGCACACCACAUCUUAGGCUCCAUUUACGACACGACGCAGUGGAUGCGGUGUCAGAUCGGAGGAAAACCGUCAGCGCUGAGCCACGUGCUGGAGAGCAUGGAGCAGGUCAUUAUACACAACUGCAGCCCGGAUCAAUGGGGUGGACGUCUUUCUUGCGCCUCUGUCAAAAAAAUAAAAGGAAUGGAAAGAAAGAGGAUACAGCUGAUCAAAAUCAUGAAAGCCCUUACAAUAUGUUGGCAGAAACUUCACAGUGUGUUUCCAGCUAAAUAG